AUGUCUUCCUUCGAAUCAUCGACUUAUGUUCCCGGGCAGGAUGCAAUAAAUGCACCACCUUUGAGACUUUUAUCGCUUGAUUAUUUUGAUACGAUAUGUGGAACAAGUACUGGAGGUUUGAUCGCAUUGCUCCUUGGUCGACUUCGAUUUUCAACAGCAGAAGCUAUCAGAUGCUAUGCUUCUUUGGGGAAAGAAAUUUUCAAAAACAAAAGAUCGAAAAGUGUUCACGGUUAUGCAUUUGGGUCAUCAAAUAUGGAGAGAGCGGUCAAAAUUUUGCUAGAAGUCAAAUAUGGGCAUGGCCAUGGCAACGACAGGAUGCUUGCGGACGAAGAAGAAACUCGCCACUCGUGCAAAGCGUAUGUUUCACCCUCGAGAAUUCUCCUCUCAAGCCAUGUGGAAGGGGACCCCACCAAGUUUCGUACAUGGCCAUUGGCUAAAGAUCGAAGUCCCAACUGCAAGAUUUGGGAAGCAGCUCGAGCACCAUGUGCAGCCCCUCGUUUCUUUCAAAGCAUUCUCAUUGAAGAGAACGGGAUUGAUGAAGUGUUUGUUGACGCUGGUCUUGGCUGCAAUAACCCUAUAAAACAGCUGAUAUCAGAAGCGAAGUCCGAAUUUGCACAAACCAGGGCUGUUGCAUGCACUUUAAGUAUUGGUGCUGGCAUCCUCAAAGCCUUUAGCUUCACGAGACCAAAGUCAUUGACGGAGAAAGUGGCUCCUAUGAGCCUUGUGAACAUCUUGAACGGCAUGGCAACAUCAACAGAGAAAGAGGCUGCCGAGAUGGAAAAGAAGUUUGCCAAUGUUCCUGGCGUUUAUGACAGAAUUGAUGUUGGCAGAGAUAUAGGAGAUAUUGGCCUUGAAGAGUUGGAAGAGCUUGGACAAGUCAAAAAUCAUACGAGAGCAUACCUUCGAAAGGACGGCAUCAGUCAUCAAAUUGAUGGCAUUGUGGCGGCGUUGGUACACAGGACUCAGCCGGGAAUUCAAUUAUAUCAGCUUGACAAUCAUGUAACACUACCCUCAAUCACUCAACACAUCUGCUUUCCACGCUCCCAAGCUGAUCGACAUGGCUUCGUGCCCAGAUCUUGCAUGCAUGCAAUUGACUGUAUGUUUCAUGAUGUGUUGCUAAAACGAUCAUCGAAAACUAUAGUUCUUCAAGUAUCGCAAGGCGGUUUAAAUGCUGUGCUGUGGAUUGAUGGCACCGCGAAGACAUCAAUCGAUCAAAGCUUCAUUAGAAUCGCAGACUCAAUCAUUGGAAAAUCCUUAGGAUCAGUCGAUUUGACAUCUUUUCCAGCCCUAGUGCGUAAACAAAUUGAAAUGUGGAAAGAGCCGUGGCUUCUCGUCUUUGACAACUUCGAUGAUCCCGCAGAUUAUGAAAUCACCAAAUAUCUUCCACAAAGCGAUUUUGGUCUUAUCAUCGUAACGGGUCGUCAUCCAUCAGCCAAUGAUCUUGGUUACCCAAUACCUGUUGGCGAUCUGCUCGAGGAAGAAGCUAUGAAUCUACUUUUCCACCGGACCAAGAAAGAGAGAACGCAUGGCAAUGUAGAAGAUGCCCGCAAGAUUUGUUGCCAUCUUUCAUGCUUGGCAUUAGCAGUGGAUCAAGCCGGGGCAUACAUCAAGUCUACAGGAAUAAGCCUCAGUCUAUUUAUUGAGCAUUUCGACAAGCAGCAAGAAAACAUCAUGGCCUGGUCUCUGCCCCUGAAGAAUUACAAAAGAUUGGACCCAGCGGCCCCGAUCAGGAAAUAA
This is a messenger RNA of Botrytis byssoidea, 1737 nucleotides long. RefSeq lists its product as uncharacterized. Gene Ontology annotation, cellular component: membrane. The transcript has 6 exons. Lineage: Eukaryota; Fungi; Ascomycota; Leotiomycetes; Helotiales; Sclerotiniaceae. The record is from RefSeq and is a predicted model, not a curated record. Gene Ontology annotation, biological process: arachidonate metabolic process. The coding region runs from base 1 to 1737 and encodes 578 amino acids.